AUGGAUCACCAAGUCUUGGCGCGGGAGCUACUGCGUUCCAGAGCCAACGAGUUGCAAGUGCUUCAAGACAAAAUGGACAUGAUGAUGGAAGCGAUUAACAACCUGCAGUACGCUCCGAGGAGCUGGAGGCAAUACUUCUACGCGAAGCUGAAGCUAUUAACGGGCUCAUUGCAAACAUCGGAGAGACUCCAGGAAGCGGUGGAUACACUUUUCGUUCGGGGUGUUACUGGGGCAAAUAAUCCGGAUUCUAUGACGUGGAUCAUGAGGACAGUGAUGCAGUAG
Molecule: messenger RNA, 282 nt
Organism: Phytophthora nicotianae INRA-310
Lineage: Eukaryota; Oomycota; Peronosporomycetes; Peronosporales; Peronosporaceae
Exons: 1
Coding region: 1-282 (93 amino acids)
Source: RefSeq, a predicted model, not a curated record